CCCGCCCAAACCCCACCGGUGCUUCUCCUUCUUAUCUCUCUGGAUUCAAAUUCGUUGAUUUGAUUUCGAAUUUUAGAUGAAGACUACUACAUCGACUGGAUCGAGAAGCUUUGCUUUCUUUUUUUUUCUUUUUCUUGCUUAAAGUGUUUGUUUCUUUUAUCUGAUCUCUUUCGUUCGAGCAGGAGACUCCAUGGCUGUUGCUAUCGAAGGCUUCUCGAUCAGAGGGUACGCUUCGAAGAUGAGGAGUGUCAAUGUGGAGAAGUCUUGGCCGUUCCAUGUAGACGAUAAGGAGACGAUGAAGAAAGAAGAGCUCGCAGCGAAGCUUCCGCUGAUGAAAUGCCCGAAGUAUCGGUGGUGGAAGGAUGAGAUGGAGGCGAUGAGAUCUAAAUCAUUUAAUUCUUCUGCUAAUAAGUCUGAUGUUGAUGAUAGAGACGGUAAGAAGAUUCUAGAAGCAACUGAUGAGAAAGAGAAGUCGAUCUCUGGCGAGAGAAACGGAGGUGUGUCGGAAAAGCUUCUGGUUUUGGUGACGGGAGAUGAGGAGAAGUUGGUGAUGAGUUGUCCGGUUUGUCGGAGUUUUACGGCGACGACUGUUAAUGCGGUGAACGCACAUAUAGAUGAUUGUCUGGCUGAGACAACGUCGAAGGUGGAUCAGCGGAGACUACAGAUGAGGAAGUCUACAGAAACACAAGCAGUGACGACCAAGGUGAAGUCCAAGACGAGGAAGAGGAGAUCUAUUAUGGAGAUCUUCGCUGCUUCUCCGCAGAUCGAAACUGUGAAGAUCGAUUGUGAAAAUCGACAGGUUGUGGUUACUGAAGAGGAAGUUAAUUUGAAAGUCUUGAAGAAAGCAUCAUCUGAUGUAGUUGGAAAGAAGAAGAUGAGAGAAAAGAACAAGAAUUGUUCGAGAGAGGAUGCGGCGAUGAUGACGUUGAAGCUGAAGAACAUGAAGAAGAAGAAGAAGAAAAAGAAGAUGAAAAAGAUUGACGGCGGAUUUUUCGCUCCAUCAUCAAGGACCAUAGCAAGAGCUCCUCCUUCGGAAGUGAUGAAGAAGGAGAAGAUUCAUAAAUUCAAAGUUUUGUCUCCAGUUGAUUUUUGUGGACAAGAAAAGGUUUCUUUACAUGAUAAGUGGUCUAAAAAGGAAAAACCAUCAAGGAUGAAAAGUUUACCUACACAAAAAAAGGACAAAGUCAUGCAAACUUCCAAGUUACCUGUAAGGCAACCGCAGCAGGACCCAUUUCCUGGUCAUAGCAUUCUGAAGAGUUGUGCAGAUGUCACUUCCAUCCCGAAUAACUCUGCCAUAAGCAGUUUUCAAGGAGGUGAUAAGACAAAUUCUUGCCAUGUUGAACAAUCAGACAAGCAUGUCAGGUUUUCCAGUCAUGACGAGAUACAUGGACCAACAAAGAUACAGUAUUCUUCUGCUGAUUGGCCUCAGUUGCAUAGCCUUUCCAAGGAAUUUUCAGAUGUCAUGGCUGCUCUACCAAUGAGGAACUCUAUGGAAACUGAUAGAGAUUUGCAUGCUGCUGGAGUGGCUUUAGAUGUGGAUAGAGGUAGUGGUGAUGUUUCUACUGAAACUUCCAGCCGAUCAACGCAUGAAAAUAUAUGCUUGGAUGAUGGUCAUAGUCAUUUUUCUAUGAUGGCAAUUCCAAGUCCACAUAAUAAGAGCAGCCAAGAUAGAGAAGAAACCUGCACAGACAGAUUUGUAGACUUAAACCAGGUUUCAAAUGAUUAUUUGUUCAUGUAUCAUCAAGAAAACUCAAAUGAAUCUCAGACUCUUUCUUUUGCCAGCAUUCCAAAACUUGAAUCUACUUUGACAGAGAGUUUUAAACCCAAUUCCGAAUCUCAAGCAGAUGAGAGUGUUCAAAGUGAACCCCACACUGGCAGAAAUGUGGCUGAACUUACUGCAACGACCUCACUGGAAAAUGCAAAUGCAUCUUUACAGCCUUCAACAUCUUGUUCAGAAAUGAAUGCAGAAACAAAUGGGAGGUGUCAAUUUCUAUCGCAAGUUUCCAAAGAGACCUGUAGUGGUUGUGAUUUGCUCUACCAGUCAUUGCAUCAUAUAUCUUCUAAAGAACUAAUGUCAAGCAUAUGUUCCUCAGUUGAGUGGAAGAAGCAAAGAGAAUCUGUAUUCAGUGACAGAUGUGUUAUGGAUAAUUCUAUUGGACUGCCUCUUAAUUCACAAGGUGAAUUUAUCCAGUGGCAUUCAAGUGCCAAAGGGGGUUUUAACCUGGUAAAGCCAAGUGCAACAGUGGGUUCUGCCAGCGACUUCCAACUGCUUAAUUUUGUGCGGCCAAAUAGUCCUGCCAGUUACCUGGGUAUGAAAGAUAGGAACUAUGCUGAGGCAGCACUUCGAAAUGACAAAUUUAAAGUUCUUCCCAGGCAGAAUCACCAACAAAAGAGCUCUCAGUCAUCUUUAUCAUCUAAGUUAGGUACCAGUGAAAUACAAAAUACUGGACAAGCAGAAGUCCACUGGCAAGAUUUGGUGAAGAGAAACAGUCACUCCGUCAGUCAGUUGGUUUCAGACAGACAGGUCACAGACUUCUCUUUCCAAAGGUGUGGACAGUAUGACCAAACUCACAACCGAACUGAAAAGGAAAAGAUUCAACCUGAGAAGAAUUCAGAGUGCAUGUUUCCAAAUGCCACUCGACCAACAAUGCGGUUGAUGGGUAAAGAUGUUACAGUUGGCAUAAAUAACAAAGAUGUCCAAGGUUUUGAGAAUGGCAGGACAUCUGCUGGCACCAUGACAGAGAAUCGACUUACCUCCACUGUCUCUGACAACCCUUCAUUGAAGAGGCAAUUUCAGCAGGAAAGGAUUGUGCUUCCCUACUCAGGAAAAACAAAAGAAACCAUUACUCCUUCAUUGGAAACUCAAAGCAGUCCAUCCUUGGGAAGUACUUUUCCAAUGAAAGCUGCAGAUCCUGCAUUUGCUCACCCAUACCUCAACUGGCAGAUGUAUGUAAGACAGCAAAACAGUCUCCCCUUGAUCAGGGAAAAUGCCAGUGCCAAGCUACAUUCUUUUCUGCAUCCUCUACCUUCCCAUACAUUGCUAAAUAAGAACUCCAAUUUUCAGCAACCCACCAACUCUGGAACUGAAUCUCUUAAAAUGAGCUCUCAGGUACCAGUUGCAGAAGCUGCAUCUUUCAAUGCUUCUCAGCAUCUUUUGAAUUCUGCCCAAGUCAAUUGUAACCAGAGACUACCUCAUGGAAUAAAAUCUGCUUUCCAUUUUCCUCUAGUAAAUCAGGAAUGUCGAGCAAAUGUUCAAUCUUCAUGGCCUGAUAGCUCUUCUCAGAAGCUGCCACAAUGGCUUCUGAAUGCAAAACAGCACAAAGAAGCAAACCUCACUUCUUCUCACUCAUAUUCUGGUGCAAGUUCUGAUCACCCACACACCAUUUCUGGAACUAAUUUCUCAGCCACUCCUAUGUAUUAUAACACAUCAAUGGUAGCUUAUCCCCACCAUGCCAGCACCUUUCACCCUCAGAAGCAGAGUCCAACUGGUCCUGACCCCUUUUUCCACCCUGAACUCAUCCCAGCUCUUCGAGGAUGCAAACCUACUUCUGUCAUCAAUGCAAGCCAUAGAAAUAAGAUGAAAGACAAGGAUGGGGAACAGUCUAAACACUUCCAUCUUAUGGUUUCCGACAGUGUCAAGAUAGCCAAAAAGAGGCCUGCAGAUGAAACUGGUAAUUCAGCAAAUGCAAUGAAGAAACCUUACUUAAAAAUGCAAGGGAACCCAAGUGCUGUGAGGGAAUUGAAUAAAAGAAUAAAUAUAGGUGGUUUUGCACAAUGUAUUGGAGCAGCUGAUUUUGAUGCAUUCAGGGAUAAAACUAUGGAUUUUGGACAUUCACUGUCGGAGAUCCAAAAGAGUGGAUUUAGAGGCUCAUCUGAUAUCAGUGGUUAUGCAAAAUGUAACACAGGAGAAACGGACUUUGAUGCAUUCAGCGAUAAAGCUAGGGGUCUAGGACAUUCACUGCCAGAGAUCCAAAAGGCUGGAUUCAGAGAUUCAUCAUGUCUUAAACCUUUUAAACAGGAUGGUAUGGUCAGAGCAGGUCCCAUUAAACUAAGUGCAGGUGCAAAACACAUUCUAAAGCCAAGUCAAAACAUGGAUCGCGAUCAACCUAGGCCAACUCAUUCAACCGUACCUUUUGAAGCAGUUACUGAUUCUGAUAAGAUUUCAGAAUUUCAGAAGUCAGCGCAGAUAUAUAGAUUUUGAGAGAAGGUUUCCAGUCAAAGACAUAAAGUAAAGCAUUGCUAGCCAAUGAAAACUGACUUUCUCAAGUCCAGCUUUUUGAGCGAUGAGAUAGCUCCAAUCAUAUGAUAGAAAAUGACUAUCUAAGCUUCAUCAAAGAUGUAUCAAUGAAUUAUGCUUUAGAGUCAGUUGCCUUUGUCAGGUAAUCAGUUACUGGUCUAAGAAGUGUAAUAUUAUAGAAGCAAUAAUUUAUAUCUUAAGUAUAUUGAUAUUUUGUUGACAAUAUGAAGUUCUUUUAGUUUUUAUUCUGACCUGAAGUUAAUAUUGAUAGUCCAUUAGAUUGAGAGGAUUAUGAAA
This is a messenger RNA of Telopea speciosissima, 4534 nucleotides long. RefSeq lists its product as uncharacterized. NCBI's taxonomy places the organism in Eukaryota, Viridiplantae, Streptophyta, Magnoliopsida, Proteales, Proteaceae. The record is from RefSeq and is a predicted model, not a curated record. Bases 191 to 4201 code for a protein of 1336 amino acids. The transcript is spliced from 4 exons.